GGAAAUAAGGGGGCCAGACAGUCGGGGAAGUUCGGCAAGCACUAAGUCUAGGCACUCUCGUGCUCGUGAGAAGAGUAGGAGGUAAAGAUGUCGGAGCGAAAAGUUUUGAACAAAUACUACCCACCCGACUUUGACCCGUCGAAGAUCCCCAAGCUCAAGCUGCCCAAAGACCGGCAGUACGUGGUGCGGCUGAUGGCUCCCUUCAACAUGAGGUGUAAGACGUGUGGAGAAUACAUCUACAAGGGCAAGAAGUUCAACGCUCGCAAAGAGACGGUGCAGAACGAGUCCUACCUGGGCCUGCCCAUCUUCCGCUUCUACAUCAAGUGUACGCGCUGCCUGGCAGAGAUCACCUUCAAGACAGACCCUGAAAACACAGACUACACCAUGGAGCACGGAGCCACACGGAAUUUCCAGGCUGAGAAGCUCCUGGAGGAGGAGGAGAAGAGGGUGCAGAAGGAGCGGGAGGAUGAAGAGCUGAACAACCCCAUGAAGGUGCUGGAGAACAGAACCAAGGACUCCAAGCUGGAGAUGGAGGUUCUGGAGAACCUACAGGAGCUCAAGGACCUGAACCAGCGGCAGGCGCACGUGGAUUUCGAGGCCAUGCUGCGGCAGCACCGCCUGUCGGAGGAGGAGCAGCAGAAGCAGGAGCAGGAGGAGGACGAGCGGGAGAUGGCGGCCUUAGUGGAGGAAUCUAGGAAACGAAGACUCCUGGAAGACUCCGAUUCCGAGGAGGACACUGCUCCCCCAAAGCCCCGGCCGGCCCUCCGGCCGAACCCCACUGCCAUCCUGGACGAGGCCCCAAAAGCCAAGAGGAAGGCAGAGAGCUGGGAGCGCAGCGUGGGCACCCUUGGCAGCAGGCCCCAGCUGUCGGGCCUGGUCGUGGUGAAGAAAACAGAUGUGGAGGGCAGCAUCCAGCGGGGAGGAGCCCUGCCCGCCCCAGCUUCCAGCAAGCCUUGGAGAUCGUCUCUUGGACAGUCCCUGAGAUGGCAGCCGUGCUUUGGGCACGUGGGUGAGCCCACCCGCCAGCGGUUGGCUCCAUCCCCUCCUGUCACAGAACCAUCUGGAACCCAUGAAAGGAACCUGCUGAUCUAUCUAGGCACCUUCUCUCUGCCAGCAUCUGAGGACGGGGCUGCAGAAGCACGCAGCCUAGCCAGUCCUGGACUCCUGACUCUCAGAAACUACGAGAUCAUAAACGUGCAGUGUUUUGUAUGCUCAAUUUGGGGAUAAUUUGUGAAGCAGCAGUGGAAAGCUGGUACAGCCACGCAACCAGCAAGUCUGAUUCCAAAGCUCAUGUUCUUUCACGUUGCCAGAGUCCAACUCGUGUGAUCCCCUCCUACUGCAGUGUUUUCUAGUUGAAGGUCCUGUAUCCCCAGACUCCUUCACAACCUGAUCAACCCUCAUCUCUGGUCUCCUGCCCCUCCCAGGGUCACAGAUGUCAGCUCUCCUCCCUCUCUCUCUCUCUCACACACUCACACACAGACGUUCAUCUGGCAUUUGGUAACGAGGCUUUGUGUUUUUCACUGUCAGAGUUUGGGGGAUGAAACGCCCCCGCUUUGGGGAUCCGCUUUCCCACGGUGAUUUCCCUGCUUAGGGUUGGCACCAAGAAGUGAACCGGGGAUCGGCUAGGGCUUCUGACGAAGGCUUGGGGGCCUCCCAUCACAGCUCCACGGCUGCAAAGACAGGACCUGGGGGGCCUGAUUCCAAAGCCCUGACGGUGGGGGCUGAAGCCCGCCCACGCUGGCAGCUGGCGAGAACUGAUGCCUCGUGCAUCUCUCUUCCCAAUUUCGCACCCAGCAGCAUCAUAUUUAUGGCUUAAAAUUGGCCGCUGCGGGAGUGUUUACACCACGGCAGUUGGCAGAUGCUGCCAGAGCCAGUUGUGAAGCCCGAAGCAGCAACCACGGCCUGUUUUCUCCCAACGCAGCAUCCUGCAGUCAGUGCCCUGGACGUGGGCCAUUCAGAGGCUCUCGGUGAAAAGAAGUCACCCAGGGACUUCCCCGGUGGUCCAGUGGUUGGGACUCCGAGCUUUCAUUGCCAAGGGCCUGGGUUCAGUCCCUGGUCAGGGGACUAGAAUCGUGCAAGCUGUGCAGCACAGCCAAAAAAUAAAAGGUAAAAACAAAAAAUAAAAAAUAAGUCAUCUAGGUUAAGUAGUUGUGAAAAGAAAUUGAAGGGUGGGGGCCUCUCGGGUUCAUUUUGAUUCAUUCUUUCAGACUGUUUCCUAAACUCCCAUUGCUCUUAAUCCACCGCAGUUUUUGCCAAGUACGUGCACCAUCUGUUGUUAGUAAGUGUUAACUCAACUCCGUUCUAAAACAUGGGUUCCCAAACUACGAUCCACAGGCCACAUCUGGCCCGUGGCCUGUUUUUGUAAAUAAAGUUUUAUUGGCACAUAGACACACCCAUGUUUGAGCUUAUCACUCAUG
Messenger RNA from Hippopotamus amphibius kiboko, 2417 nucleotides. It is a transcript of the gene YJU2, whose product is annotated as YJU2 splicing factor homolog. The transcript is spliced from 8 exons. Gene Ontology annotation, biological process: mRNA splicing, via spliceosome. Bases 88 to 1227 code for a protein of 379 amino acids. Lineage: Eukaryota; Metazoa; Chordata; Mammalia; Artiodactyla; Hippopotamidae. Gene Ontology annotation, cellular component: U2-type catalytic step 1 spliceosome. The record is from RefSeq and is a predicted model, not a curated record.